GGCGUUGGGCUGCGGGCCCCCCCUCCCCACAGCCUCCUGAGCGGCGGGCGCGGCGGCGGGCGGGGUUGGUGCCGGUGCCAUGGCGGAGAGCGACUGGGAUACGGUCACGGUGCUGCGCAAGAAGGGCCCCAGCGCGGCCCAGGCCAAGUCCAAGCAGGCCAUCUUGGCGGCCCAGCGGCGCGGAGAGGAUGUGGAGACCUCCAAGAAGUGGGCAGCAGGCCAAAACAAACAACACUUUAUUACAAAGAACACGGCCAAGCUCGACCGAGAAACAGAAGAGCUGCACCAUGACAGAGUUCCGCUGGAGGUGGGCAAAGUGAUCCAGCAGGGCCGACAGAGCAAGGGCAUGACGCAGAAGGACUUGGCCACAAAAAUAAAUGAAAAACCACAAGUUAUUGCUGACUACGAAUCAGGAAGAGCAAUCCCCAAUAACCAGGUUAUGGGCAAGAUCGAAAGAGCCAUUGGCCUUAAACUGCGUGGGAAGGAUAUUGGAAAACCGCUGGAAACUGGCCCCAAAGGGAAAUGACACCAAAGCCUCGAAAUCAGUUUGUCCAGACUGAUCUCGUCUGGCUGGUUCUCCUUAACCACCAGAAUCUCUCUUCGUAUUGCCAAGCUGAACAAGAGGGUUUCAGACUUGCUUUGGGGGGGAAAUCUGCCGAAUCUGUACCUGCUGUAAAAAGGCAACCUUAAAGAAGCGAUUUUCCUGAUUUUGUUUUUCCUUCCUCCUUUCCAGAGAUUGAGGAACUAAACCCAAAAAAAUACCGCAUCUGAAAAAACAUGUGCGUCUUGGUGUUUAGAAGCAGCUAAGGUUAAGACACUUGGGGUGGUCUGAAAUGCGAUCAUAUAAUUGGAAAAAUUUGUGGGACGGGUGGGAUAUAUUAUAUAUAAAUAAUUUGGGAGAGUUGGGGGUUGAUCAGUGUCUGCAUUUGAAAUGAUGACUCAGUCACUGCAUCACAAUGACAUUUUUGUUUGUUCCUUCCAGCCUGUUUUAAAGAGAUCUAUAAUAAAGUUUGAUACCCUUCA
Chroicocephalus ridibundus (black-headed gull) is the source of this 1023-nucleotide messenger RNA. RefSeq names its product endothelial differentiation related factor 1 (gene EDF1). Gene Ontology annotation, molecular function: DNA binding. NCBI's taxonomy places the organism in Eukaryota, Metazoa, Chordata, Aves, Charadriiformes, Laridae. Gene Ontology annotation, cellular component: nucleus. The coding region runs from base 80 to 526 and encodes 148 amino acids. The record is from RefSeq and is a predicted model, not a curated record. The transcript is spliced from 5 exons.